Plasmodium gonderi is the source of this 903-nucleotide messenger RNA. RefSeq lists its product as hypothetical. The record is from RefSeq and is a predicted model, not a curated record. Bases 1 to 903 code for a protein of 300 amino acids. NCBI's taxonomy places the organism in Eukaryota, Apicomplexa, Aconoidasida, Haemosporida, Plasmodiidae. The transcript has a single exon.
AUGGAACAAAUAAGUUGUACGAGAGAAGAGAAGCAAUUGCAGCGGCUGCUUAGGAAAGUGCAAGACUGUGGAUUAUAUGAUGAAAUAGAAAAAGAGACAGUUGAUAAGAAUGUAGUGAAAAAGAUAUCAAUUUUAUAUGACAUUUUUCGAAGAAUAAACGAUGAGAAGAAUGGGAAAAAUAAAGAUUUCCUAUAUACAAGUGACAUAAAAGAUUCAUUAAAAUAUGAUGAUUUUGUUCGGGUAAGAUUUCAUAUAAUCCCCAUGGAAAGAAAAAAUGGCAUAAUUAAAUUAGAAGAUGAAGAGAAUUACCAUUACAUUGAAAAUAUGAACAAUAUAAUAACGAAUAUUUAUAACCCUUCAAGUUAUGACAAAUUUGUAAAUUAUAAAAUAGAAGAAGAUAAAGAAAAAUUAAAGUGUAUGCUGAAAUUUGUUAACGAAAUUGAAUGUGCAUAUAUAUAUAAAUAUCGUAGCGAUAAUAAUAUAAAGUUAACAUUUGAAGUUUUCUGUCACAAUUUCUACAUAUUCUUAUCAUAUGAUUAUAAAAAAAAAUUGGCCAUAAAAAAUUUUAAAAAUAAAUACACCUCUCUAGAAACAAAUGAUCAAUUUAAGUUUUCUAUCCCACAAAAUAUAAUGCAUAUAAAUUCAAUUGGAACUGUUAUCAAUACUUCUAACGAUCCCUUUGAGCGUGACACUUUGGAUAGGUUAAAUCCAUUCAUUUUUGAAUCCCUCGAAAUGAUUAAAGAAUUACAUUCUACAAAAAACACACCUAUACUACUCCCAGCAAAAAUUGACAAUGACUUCUUCAUCAAAAAUACUCACUAUGAGGAGGAUAUGCGAAGAUUAAUCAAGCUCAACCGGAUUACUAACGAGUAUAAGCGUCUUCGUGCCCAUCUCUCUAAGUGA